GAUCUGCUCCUGGUCAAUGCCAAAGUAUAUAGGCAUAAAAAUAACUCCAUGCACUAUUGAUAUAAGUACUUUAAAGUUAUAUAGAGGACCGCAUACAUUGGCUGUGAGAGGUGUAGGACAGCAGGUUCGAAACAACUUUGUGUAAUCAUUGUCAGAGAUAACCAAGCAAAAAUAUAAGAAAUGGCACAAAAAAUUUCGCUGAUCACGGGAUGUUCAUCGGGCAUUGGUCUCAAUCUGGCAGUCAAACUAGGAAAGGACGCAGCAAAAAGGUUUUUGGUUUAUUCGACCAUGAGAAACCUUGGGAAGAAAGGGCCUCUCCAGGAAGCGGCGGAUAGCGCCCUCAACGAUACGAUUUUGAUUCGUCCUCUUGACGUCAAAAGCGAUGAGUCGGUGAAAAAUGCUGUCAGUGAAAUCAUCGACGAACAUGGUCGAAUCGACAUUGUUGUUAACAACGCUGGUAUAGCUUCAUUCGACCCAAUUGAGUAUUCCUCAAUGCAUGACAUUCGAGAUGUGUUGGAGACGAACUUCUUUGGACCGGUUAGGGUUAUACGAGCAGUUCUACCUUACAUGAAAGAACAACGUUCGGGACACGUCAUCAACGUUAGUUCCGUUGCAGGGGUCGCUGGUUAUCCAUUUUAUGAGACGUAUUGUGCUUCUAAACAUGCCAUGGAGGGGCUCACUGAAUCAUUGGCCAUUAGGAUGAAAUCAUUUGAUGUAAAACUUUCAAGCAUAUUACCUGGUCCAGUCGAUACAAGCAUCAAUGACAAUAUAGUGGAAUGGAACAGACUGCCUGCGAAAGGAGAGGUUGACCAGGUUACACAAAAACAACUGGAUGUUUUAAGAACGCAUGCGAGGGAUCAUUUCGACAAUAUGGCCCAGACCACAGACGAAAUAUGUGACAUCAUCUGUAACGUCAUCGAAACGGACGCUCCCAACAAACCAAUCAGGUUUAAAACCGGCGAAUAUGUUGAUACCAGGGUUGCAAAGAAACUUGUUGAUUUUGGCGGGAACACGUGGGUUGAAUUCGCUCGGAAGCUGGUCGAGGAACCGACGGACAUCACAAAAUCCGAUAAGUGAGAAGGCGCAGGUCUAAAGACUAACUCGUACAGAUCUGCGCAUGUCCAGUAAGCGGUGAAUAAGCAGAGUGAUUCUAAGAACGCCCGUUUGCAUACGUUAAUAAACUAGCACAUCAAUGUUAUGGAGCUCAUUCGGCAUCUCGCAACGAAAUUUAACACAAUUUUAAUUUCAGCCCAGUUGACACAGUAGUAAAUUAUAUUGGUGACAUAAAUUGAGGAUAUAGAAUUGAGAUUGAUGAAUAAAUUACAUAGAUACAUUUUUUGUGAUCUAUUAAUAAAUUUCAUAUAAAUUGGUGAACCUCAUGUAGCUCUCAGAUGGAACAAUUAGAAUAAUCAAAAUCAAUCAACAAAUAAAUAAGUAAUUUUUGUGAGUUUUGAAAAUAUAUGAAUAAAUUAGCAUAUUUAAUAAGUUUCAUAAGUCUGUGUUGAAAUUUGGCAUCACCACCUCGAGCUAUCAUAUAAAGCAAACGGAAUUGAAAUUGAUCAAAAAAUGAAGAAGAAAAAACAUUUUUUGUGAUUUAUGAAUAAAUUUUGCAUAAAUUAGCAUAACAAAUUUUCCAGACAAAAUUUCAAAAUUUUGUGUACAAGUUUGGUGAACCUCAUGCAGCUCUACCAGAUGGAUAAAAAAAUCAAAAAUCUGUCAACAAAUAAAGAAAAAGAGGCAUUUUCUGUGAUUUAUGAAUAAAUUUCGCAUAAAUUAGCAUAGAUGAUUUUCUACUGAAAAUUUCAAAAUUCUGUGUAGAAGUUUGAUAAACUUCAUGAAGUUCUACCGGAUGGAAGAAAAAAAAUCAAAAUCGGCCAACAAAUAAAGAAGAAGAGGCAUUUUCUGUGAUUUCUGAAUAAAUUUUGCAUAAAUUAGCAUAGAUAAUUUUCUACUCAAAAUUCUGUGUAAAAGUAUGAUGAACCUGAUGAAGUUCUACCAGAUGGAAAAAAAAAUCAAAAUCGGUCACCAACUAAAGAAGAAAAGGCAUUUUAUGUGAAUUUAAAAAAAAAUGAAUAAAUUAAUUUCGCAUAAACU
Molecule: messenger RNA, 2094 nt
Organism: Lytechinus pictus (painted urchin)
Lineage: Eukaryota; Metazoa; Echinodermata; Echinoidea; Temnopleuroida; Toxopneustidae
Product: retinol dehydrogenase 8-like
Exons: 6
Coding region: 181-1077 (298 amino acids)
Cellular component (GO): cytosol
Molecular function (GO): oxidoreductase activity
Source: RefSeq, a predicted model, not a curated record